AUGAAUAGAUUAUUCAGUGGUUCCGCUAACGGAAAGAAGAACUUAGCUUCUUCAAUUUCUAUGCAAUUCAGAUCUUUCCAUUCUACCAAUCCAAAUUUUAUGUUUGAAAAAAUUUUGAUUGCAAAUAGAGGUGAGAUUGCAUGUCGUGUUAUGCAAACAUGUCGUAAGAUGGGUAUCAAGACAGUUGCAAUUCACAGUGAUGCCGAUAGAUAUGCCCGUCACGUUCGUGAGGCCGACGAAGCAGUCUGUGUUGGACCAGCACCAACCAGCCAGUCCUAUUUGAAUAUCGACGCCAUCGUCGAAGCCAUCAAGAAGACUGGAGCACAAGCCGUGCAUCCAGGUUACGGUUUCCUCUCGGAGAACAGUCAUUUCGUCAAGGAACUCGAGAAUAUCGGUGUCACCUUUAUCGGACCGGGUAGCUAUGCUAUGCACGCUCUCGGAGACAAGAUCGAAUCAAAGAAGAUCGCAAAGAAUGCAGGUGUCAGUGUUAUUCCUGGAUUCAUCGGUGAGGUCGACACGCUCGAGGAGGUGAUCAAGACUGCCAACUCGAUUGGCUAUCCGGUGAUGGUGAAGGCAUCGGCCGGUGGUGGUGGAAAGGGUAUGCGUAUCGCUUGGAACGACAAGGACGUCGAGAUUGGAUUCCGUCUCUCAAAGCAGGAAGCCAAGUCGUCGUUUGGUGACGAUCGUAUGUUGAUCGAGAAGUACAUCGAUCGUGGCAGACACAUUGAGAUUCAGGUGCUUUCCGACGGUGAGACCGCCCUCUACUUCCCGGAGCGUGAGUGUUCCAUCCAGCGUCGUAACCAAAAGGUUAUUGAAGAGGCGCCAUCGCCAUUCCUCGACGACGCCACUCGUACUGCUAUGGGUCGUCAAGCUGCCGCUCUCUGCAAGGCCGUCGGCUACAAGUCGGCCGGUACCGUCGAGUUCCUCGUCGACUCGCAAAAGAAUUUCUACUUCCUCGAGAUGAACACUCGUUUGCAAGUGGAGCAUCCAAUCACAGAGGAGAUCACCGGUCAGGAUUUGGUCGAACACAUGAUCCGUAUUGCCUACGGUGAGAAGCUAAAGUUGCAACAGGAGGACGUCAAGAUCAAGGGAUGGGCUAUGGAGUCGCGUGUCUACGCCGAAGAUCCCUACCAAUCAAAGAAAUACAUCCGUCCCGAAGGUCAGGGUGUGCGUAUCGACGGUGGUAUUUUCGAGGGUGGUGAAAUCUCCACCUACUACGACCCGUUGAUCUCCAAGUUGAUCACCUACGGUGACACUCGUAAGUCUGCCAUCAUUCGUAUGAAGAAGGCACUCGACGAAUACUACAUCAAGGGUGUCAACCACAACGUUCCAUUCUUGCGUGACGUCAUGGAGAACGAGAAGUUCCUCAGCGGUGACAUCAGCACCAAAUUCAUCCCCGAGGAAUACCCCGACGGUUUCAAGGGAUACAACUUUUCACCAAAGCAAAUCGAGCAACUCACCAUCUGUGGUGUCAUCCUCCGUUACAUGGAUCAAUAUAAAUUACUUACCAACAGUUCAAAUCAAGCCAAACAAAAUCCAUUAGUUCCAGAUGAAUUCUUUGCUGUUACAGUUGGAAAUGUUAAGCAUUUAGUUAGAUUCGAAGCAGGAAAGGAUAAAUAUUCAAUUCAAUUCAUCGAUGAAAAGUCAGAGACCGUUACAAAGAGUUUCGAGGUUGGUGUCGAAGAGGAAUCACUCGAGAUCAUCAAGGUCACCAUCGGUGGUAACGUCCACAGAUUCCAAAUCCACGACCGUACCACUCAUGCCUAUCUUUUACAAUUCCACGGUACCAAGAUCCCAGUUAUCGUUAGAACUCCAGACGAAGAGGAACUCGUCCGUUACAUGCCAGAGAAGAAGACCGUCGAUUCGUCGAACGCCCUUCUCUCACCGAUGCCAGGUGCUAUCCUCUCUGUCGCCGUCAAGGUCGGUGACAAGGUUGUCCUCGGUCAAGAACUCUGCAUUAUUGAGGCCAUGAAGAUGCAAAAUGUAUUACGUGCACCAAGAGACUGUGAAAUUAAAUCAAUUAAAGUUACACCAGGUACCAACGUUGCCGUCGAUGAAAUAUUAAUUGAAUUCAAAUAA
Heterostelium album PN500 is the source of this 2079-nucleotide messenger RNA. RefSeq names its product propionyl-CoA carboxylase (gene pccA). Bases 1 to 2079 code for a protein of 692 amino acids. Gene Ontology annotation, cellular component: mitochondrion. The transcript is spliced from 4 exons. Gene Ontology annotation, molecular function: ATP binding; propionyl-CoA carboxylase activity; metal ion binding. NCBI's taxonomy places the organism in Eukaryota, Evosea, Eumycetozoa, Acytosteliales, Acytosteliaceae. The record is from RefSeq and is a predicted model, not a curated record.